AUGACUCCGGGUAAGGAGAACCUUUCGGAGAGUGUGAGCGUGCUUACCCAACGUCAGUUGGAUAAGUUUAUUAGAGAGUAUAGGAUUCCCCUGGAUCUACAUCCGGUCCUCUCUUCCGGUACGGAAGCCAUAUACCCCUUUCGUCAAGGGAAAUUCCCCUUUUACACCCGUGUCUGUAAUUUUGCCAAUUAUAGGGUUCCUUUUUCGCGUUUUCUGAUUAGGGUUUUGCAGUUUUUUAGAGUUCACAUCUGUCAGGUUAACCCAUUCGGCCUUAGCCGUGUUAACCAUUUCGAGAUUUCUUGUCGUGCCCUUGAUAAGAAACCUGAUUUGAACGUUUUUUGGUAUUUUUACGAGUUUAUCUCGGCCGGAGACUGGUACACCUUUGCACACCGGAAGAAUGUCCCAUCUCCAUCUUCCAACGAACGGUCUAGUCUAAAAAACUGGAAAGAUAACUUCUUUUGGCUAGACGACCGUUGUCUUCCGGAGGACAUGAGGUGGCGUUUUAAGGACCAGUCUAUGUCGUUUGACCUUGAAGAGGGCUUUGUUUUUAGUGAGAGCUUAGUCCGUGCUCUGAUCGAGCAUCAGUCCCCUAUUCGUCCUCUUCCCGAGCAUUUCCUUUGGUUAGGUCGAGUUAGUUUUUCGUGGGCCCGGGGGGAUAAGGAUUGGCCGAUCAUACGCCGGAAAAGUGAUCGUGCUGCGAUGUCGCUUCUUGAUGCUUUGAAGGUUCCGAGCAUGGACUCCUUCGAUUUUGAUUUUGAGCAGCAAGAGGAUGUUCCGUUCAUGAAGCAGGUUGCACCCUCUGCUCAUCCCAUUCGUGGUCAGGCGGAUACGAACAUACCCGUAUCUUCUGCUGCUGAAACAUCUUCCAUUCCGAAGGACUCUUCUGAACAAGCCCUUGCCGAGACGGUUUCUCAUAUGCCGGCGUCUUCUAAGGAGGCGGGUGGUUCGUCCGGAUCUCAUGCUGGGCAGAGGUCAAUUCUUGAUGACGUGGACGAUGAUCCGGAGAUACGCAGUCUAGACGAGGCACUACUGAAUCAGCCUUUUUCUCUGAAGAGUAAAAAUAUUGGAGCAGAUACCGACCUGGUGAUCCGGUCCCGCAAGAGGAAGGGUGAAUCUGUUCAGGUACGUUCUUCAGAUUCUCUCCCCAUGCCAAGAUUGAAGAAGACGAAGGGGAGUUCCUAUUCCGAAGGCACUGUUAUGGAGGAUCUUGAUGAACAUCUUUCUGGGGGUAAGAGCUCGAGGGAAGAGGCGGCCUUGGCCCGCAGUAGACCGACCCCGGCCUAUUCAGGUGGUUUUGUCCCUGAUAGUGAGGUGGAGAGUAUGGAGACGGAGAAUCCAGUGAGCGUGGAUAAGGGUAAAGCCCAUAGUGAGCCGAAGGUGGUCACUUUUUCAGAUCUGUUCUCGGAAGAUAUGGAGAUUGACCCAUCCACUGCUGAGGAGAAGUUUAUACCCGACUGGGACAUUCGGAACAAGGAUACGGUCCUGGAUGUUUUGACCGCUAAGAUGAUGCUCUUCAACAUAAACACUCCGAUGGACCAUGUUCGAAGUCGGAAGAUGAAAAACCCGGAUCUUGGGGCCGCGGUUUUGACUAACCAAGCUCAGUCUAACAUAUUCGUGACAGAAGUUUAUCGUAGGUGGGUUGAAGCGGAGUCUGUGCGAGAAAAUUUGGAGAAGGAAGUCCGUUCUUUGAAGCGCAAAGUUCUCAAGAGUCCGGAGGUGGAGAAGAAGGUAGCCCAACUAACUCAAGACCUUCGGACUCAACAAGAAAAGGUCGCAUCUUUGACGGCUCAGAAUCAAUCAUCGCAGGCGGCUGCCGCGGCCGCUGCUGAGGACAGGGAUAAGAUUUCUUCAGAAUUCAAAGUAUUUUCUGAGUCCAUGAAACAGAAGGACGAAGAACACAAAGCGGUUUUGGCGAAGAUGGAGGAGUCCCUCAGCGGUGCCCGUCUUGCGUAUGAGAGCAUGAUGGCCGAGCGUGAUGCGUUCAAAACAGGGGAAGCUGAUUUGAAGGGUCGCCUGGAGGAAAUGGAGGGGGAGAAUGCUUCUUUAAAGACGGAAGUGACUGAUCUCCGUGAAACGAAGGUUUGGAUGCUUACGGAAGGUGCCCAGCUUCUAGCAAAGAAUAUUCAUAAGGGCAAGGAAAUGACUGCUGCCGUGGCUGGGGUUAAUAAUGCGAUGAGCGCGGUCGGUAUUAACUCGGGUUUGCACUCCGGCUACGUUCAUGCUCUGCAGAAAAAGACUCCUUUCCAAGAGGUUCCACUGUUGAAUCGUAAUGCUGCGGAGGAACUGAAGGCGGCGGUCGUUUGUUUUGAUACUCUCAAGUUCCCUGUAAUUGAAGACCUUCCGAAGCUAAGUGACGCGCCUCUUCCGGAAAUUAAGAAGGCCCUUCGCUUUGCUAGCGGUGAUUUGCCGAAAGAAUGA
Helianthus annuus (common sunflower) is the source of this 2418-nucleotide messenger RNA. RefSeq lists its product as uncharacterized. The transcript has 4 exons. The coding region runs from base 1 to 2418 and encodes 805 amino acids. NCBI's taxonomy places the organism in Eukaryota, Viridiplantae, Streptophyta, Magnoliopsida, Asterales, Asteraceae. The record is from RefSeq and is a predicted model, not a curated record.